Messenger RNA from Manacus vitellinus (golden-collared manakin), 1751 nucleotides. RefSeq names its product SLAIN motif-containing protein-like. Lineage: Eukaryota; Metazoa; Chordata; Aves; Passeriformes; Pipridae. The transcript has 7 exons. Gene Ontology annotation, cellular component: microtubule plus-end. The record is from RefSeq and is a predicted model, not a curated record. Bases 1 to 1584 code for a protein of 527 amino acids. Gene Ontology annotation, biological process: cytoplasmic microtubule organization; microtubule nucleation; positive regulation of microtubule polymerization.
AUGAUGGUGGUGCCCGGGAAUGCCCCGGUGAUCCAGCAGGACCUGGAGCCCGACCUCGGGAGAGCCCCCCCGGAGCACCCCGCCAUGGGCCCUGGCACGGAGCCCGCGCCCGAGGAGGUGGGCCCGGAGCUGGCAGAGGUGAGGAAGCUUCGGGAGCUGGUGAGGAGGCUGGAGCUGGAGAACCAGCACCCCAGGAGCAAGAGCAGCAGGAACGUGCUCGGGCCGGGGGAGAUUGGCGGGGACAGCCCCGGCCUCAACGGGACGGAGCUCAACAACAGCAUCAACGCCCUCGCCGGGCAGCAGGACCUGCAGAUCAUGGCAGACCUGCACAGCCAGUGGAGCAAAAUAAGGCAGGAGGAAGGAGAGAACAACUGCUUCAAAAGAGCCCUGGGGGCCCAGAGGGAAUACAGCUGCAACAGUGCCCUCCAGGAGGAGGUGCCCGCCAAGGAUGGCACGGGCAGGUGUUCCUCCUGUGCGGAUACAAGGAACGGCUCCGAGCUGCUGGGGGUCCAUCCCUCAGCCAGAAUCCACGAGCAGGAUCCCAGGGAAAAGUGUGCAGACCUGGAAAGCCUUUCAAACCACGAGGAUCUGGAUGAAGUGAAAGUGUUAGAACUUGAGAACUGCACCGAGGAGGAGGAUUGCUGGCUCUAUGUGUCCCCAAGGAAGUCUGCAGAGGAGAAAACAUCCUCCCCCUUGAAGUGGUGCCGGCAGGUGCUGGAUAACCCCAGCCCCGAGAUCGAGGCAGCCUGCAGGACCCUCAUCAACAGGCUGGACCAAGCCAGUAGAUGGAAAAACCUGUAUUGCAGCCCCCUGGCAUCUCCCAACUUGAAUUCUGAGCCAGGCUCCUGUAGCAAUGCACUAAACUCUCCUGGGCACCUCAAAUCGACUAACAAAGCACUACUAACCUGUGGCAGCUCAGGCUACCUGAGCAUGCACUCUGCGCUGAGCUCCCAGUCCUCAGUGGACAGCGAGCUGAGCACCUCGGACGACUCCAUCUCCAUGGGCUACAAACUGCAGGACCUCACGGAUGUCCAGGUCAUGGCACGCCUUCAGGAAGAGAAGGAGCUGAGGCACAGCAUGCCCAACCUGGCCAGGAGCAGCCUGCGCGCGCUCGACUCCGUGAGGAGCAGUCGGAGCCUGGAGUCCGACCUGCAGGUGCCCAGCAGCCGAAUUCCCAGGACUCAGCAGCGGUCAGCAGGUCUGACUCCCAGCAAGCUCAGGUACUCCUCGGGUGCCGGGCAGUCCCCGCUGACGGUGCGACAGCCCGGCAAGGCCGGCUCGGGCACCAACUCCCUGCUGGCCACCAGGCAGGCGGUGAAACCCUGCGGCUACACGGCUCCCGGCUCUGCAGUCAGGAAGCCACAGGCCCCUUCGCUUCACACGGGCUCUCCCAGCACCAGUUGCACUUCCAGAACCACCACCAUGGUCACCGCGGCCAAAACUUCCGCCCUGAAGGCGCGGCCGGCCGGCGGAGGGAUCGCGGCGCCCAAGGGGAAGGCGACGCCGCCGUCCAGGAGGUUCCUUCAGUCGGCACAGACCCCCCCGGCCCCCGAGGACGACUCCUGGAAGGAUGGGUGCUACUGACCCCCCAACACCUCCGUGGAGCAGAGCCCCAGCUGGCUGGGCAUCACCUCCCUGGGCAAGGAGCCUCCAGCCCCCUCUCCCUGCAGACUCCUGUACAUAUUCCUCAGAUUCCUGGGAAGCAGCUCCACCUGCUGCUCUGCCAAGAGCCCGACCUCGCCGCGGCAGGA